Messenger RNA from Pedinophyceae sp. YPF-701, 1356 nucleotides. The record is from the annotation of a GenBank genome assembly. Lineage: Eukaryota; Viridiplantae; Chlorophyta; Pedinophyceae.
AUGCCCGGCUCCCCACGCCACACCCACACCCACGGGGCCAAGUCUCCGAGCCUGCGGGACACAAUCCGCACCAAGGUCGUCGAGGUCUCCAUCGCGAAGGUCCAGGACGGCAACGCGGACCGCAAGACGCUGUGCAUGGAAAUGCUCACCUCGGGCAACCCCGCCGCGUUCGUCGACUUCUUCUACCUGUCGCACGCGGACCUCGCGGAGCAGCCUCCCGCGGAGGUGCUCGCGGAGAUGGACCCGGCCGAGGCGAACGUGCACGCCCAGCGCGCCAAGCCGAUGAACACGGACGCGCUCAACCUGCUGGCGUCGCUCCUGGUCGAGGCCGAGGCGUUCCAGCGCAAGGGCGACACCGAGGGCGUGUACGCGUCGUACUCGAAGAUCGCGCGGUACUUCGCGGGCCUCGGGGACUACGAGACGGGCUCGUACUUCUACCACAAGUGUCUGCUCGUGGCGUCGACGGCGGGGUGGGCGGCGGGCGAGAUCGACGCGAACCUCAACCUGGGCCUCACGAGCGAGCGCCUGCACCGCGCGGACGACGCGAUGAUGUUCCACAAGCGCCACCAGGAGCUCGCGCGCGCGCACGGCUCGGACGAGGACCGGCGCGAGGCCGACCGCAACCUCAUGAAGAGCUAUUCGGGGCUCGCGGACGACGCGCUGGCGCACGGGGACCUCGCGGGGGCCGAGGAGUGCCUCGAGAAGAUGAUGCAGGCCGCGAGGGACGCGGGGAUGCGGGAGGCGGAGGCCGAUGGGCAUCUGCGCCUGGGCAAGGUGCACCUCAAGGCCGGGCGGUUCAAGCCGGCGCUCAAGGCGCUCAAGGCGUACCUGACGCUGGAGCGGACGCUGAACGACCUGUACGGGCAGGGGCAGGCGCAGUUCAUGCUCGCGGUGUGUCUGGAGAAGGCGGGGAAGCGGAACGAGGCGGCGAUUUGUCUGCAGGAGUACCGCCGGCUGGCGCUGGAGGCCGCGGAGAAGCAGGAGAGCGGGAGGAGUCCGCAGCGGGCGUCGACGAUGGGGUCGGCGAUCGAGUCGGACGUGAGUUCGCAGGCUGGGGACGAGGACGUCCAGGUCGCGAUGGACCAGGGGGGCUUCGCGGUGGCGUCGUGCAAGCUGGGCGAGAUGGCGUUCGAGCAGGGGGAGUACAGCAAGGCGGUGGGGUACUUCAAGGAGUUCUUCGACGCGGCGCGGCGGGUCGGAGACAUGCGGAUGCUUAACGCAGCGCGCGUCAACCUCGGGCAGGCGCGCGCGCUGCUGCUGCGGGGGAAGUUCCUGGAGGUCGUCCGCGACGAUAUGCCCAAGUUGCUGAGCUACAAGCUCUCGCGAGAGCCCCUGCAGCCCGCGCAGAAGGCCUGA